Molecule: messenger RNA, 1736 nt
Organism: Homarus americanus (American lobster)
Lineage: Eukaryota; Metazoa; Arthropoda; Malacostraca; Decapoda; Nephropidae
Product: lysosome-associated membrane glycoprotein 1-like
Exons: 6
Coding region: 115-1056 (313 amino acids)
Cellular component (GO): membrane
Source: RefSeq, a predicted model, not a curated record
UGGCAACAGCCGAGGGAGGGCAGCAAGGUGGCGAGGUUAGCGGCUGGCGCAGUUGUCACUUGUGAAGGGUCAGUCUAGUGAGUGGUACAUUACGUUGGGAAUACCUACAUCACCAUGGCUUUUAAAUUGACCUUCGUACUCUUACUCCUUGUUGCAGGAUCCAUGGUAUUGGGUGAGGAUGUAAUGGAUGACACUGCAUAUGAAACGGAUGCACCCUCCACUACUGCCCCGACAGAACCUACUGUUACCAAUAAGACCACAACCACCACCACCACCUCUGAUGCCCCUACCACCACACCUGAUGCCCCCCCCACCACCACCCCUGAGGCUCCCACCACCACCCCUGAGGCUCCCACCACCACCUCUGAGGCUCCCCCAACUACACAAUCGCCAAAUGACAAAUACUUUGUCAAAGAUAAUAAUCUUACCUGUAUAAUGAUUGAGGGUCAAAUAUCCUUCACUGUCAACUACACGACGAAUAAUACAACCAAGGUGACAACCGUGCAGGUUCCUAAAAAUGGUCACGUAAAUGGCACUUGCAAAGAUAGUGAUGGGAGCCAGGUGAUCACCAUCAGCUGGGGCAAAGAGGAGAGCAUCUCCAGCACCACAAUGAGAUUUAACAAGACGAAGAAUAACUGGGUUGUUUCAUCUUUCACAGCUUCACUAUACAUGGACAAUGAUACUUUUGCAGAUGCCACAGAUGUUGGCAAGUCAUUGGAUUUGGUUAUCGACUUUGGUUUAAGCCCCAUUGAUGUAGCUGUUAAUUACAGCUUCAGUUGCCACUCGACCUUGUCUACUAAAAAUGUAAAUGGAACCAUUGAAGAGGAGCCUUAUAAACUUCCAUUGUCGUCUUUACUGAAUGGGAUUCAGAUUGAAGCCUUCAACGAAGUUAUAAAUGAACCGGACUUCGGUGCCUCUACCCACUGUGCUGCUGACAAGACAUCUGAUAUUGUCCCAAUUGCUGUUGGAUGUGCUCUUGCUGGUCUAGUUGUUAUCGUGUUGAUUGCCUACUUGGUUGGCCGCCGCCGGCGCUCCGGUGCCUACCAGUCUGUUUAGGCAGAUAAAAAGAUGACUAAGGAAGGUCGUUUAUCCUAAACUGGGUAAUAAUUUUAUUUGACGAGAAAUAUUAAUAGUGGAAGAAUUCCUGUGAUAAUGGGCAAUUGGAUCUAGAGUGAGGAAUACAAAGUGAUAUACUGUACAGUAAUUUGAGCUUCUGGGAGUCUUAAUAUUUGAAUAAGGGAAAGCUUGAAAUUUGAAACUUUAAAGUUAAAUUGUUUUGCUAUUGUACAAUAAAUUUUGAUUUUCCUACGAGCAUUUGGUUAAGCGUCUCAUUCAGGACAUAAGCACAGGUUGUGGUAUAAUACUGUAGAUUAAUGCUAGGGUGAAUUGUAUGCAGAAUUAGAUUAAGGCUGGAAAUCUUAAAUCUUGUAAAUAUUGACUUCAGUUAUUAGUUUUAAAAGUACUGUAGAUCCCAACCUCGAGUGAUAUUUUUAUAUAUACAGUAUAUAUAUAUAUAUUGGUGUCAUUCCAUAUAAAGACUUGCUAACACAUACGUCAUAGUAAAUAGCUUAGAUCUGAUUUUUUUAUAGUAUUAAUUUCCAGUUCACAUUAUCAGCCAUUUUUGAGCUUUUGCCAUUUAGUCUUUGCAUGUUUUCAAAAGGUGGUUUUAGGUAAAAACAAGCGGCUAAUGCAGACUUCUUUUUUAAGACUACGGCAACUUUAAUAUGCCAAAGCUC